Messenger RNA from Megalops cyprinoides (Indo-Pacific tarpon), 2225 nucleotides. Its product is annotated as zinc finger and SCAN domain-containing protein 21-like. Gene Ontology annotation, molecular function: DNA-binding transcription factor activity; RNA polymerase II cis-regulatory region sequence-specific DNA binding. Gene Ontology annotation, biological process: regulation of transcription by RNA polymerase II. The record is from RefSeq and is a predicted model, not a curated record. The transcript has 3 exons. NCBI's taxonomy places the organism in Eukaryota, Metazoa, Chordata, Actinopteri, Elopiformes, Megalopidae. Bases 15 to 1943 code for a protein of 642 amino acids.
AUAGCCUACGUUACAUGUUGAAAUUCAGACUUGUCAUCGUUCAGACGUUGCAAGCUCAAAACCAGCACAUAGAACGCAAUUCUAAAGUUAUUGACGGAUUUGAAAGGCGUGUGAAGUGGUCAGGUGGAAACUUUAAAAUGUCAAACUGUGUCAUUUUUCAGUCCCAGUUAGCCUCCAUAAUGGAGGUACUGGUUAAAGCGGCGGUGGCAGACAUUAGCAAACUUGUGGAUGACGGCUCUGCUGUUUUACGUUUGGAAAUAUCACAAAGCCAGAAAGAAAAUAAACUGCUGAGGCGGAAACUCCAGCUGAUGGAAGGCGAACUCAGGUCAGCUCGACAAUGUUGGAUGAGAAGCGCUGGAGGGCGAGAGAGCUCUGCUCUCAAUCGAUUUGGUGGUGCAAAGAAUGCAGACAUGGAGGAUUACUUGCCUGAAUCAGUUUUAAUCAAGGAGGAAAGACCUGAGGACAUGGAGAGUAAUGACUCAAGGGGAAGACUAGAGGAUAAAGGCCAGGGUGUAAUGGAGUCUAGUGCUCUGAAAGAGGAAGGGAAGAAACCUCAAGGUGAACAGCAGUUCUCUGUGCACCAGUGGGAUGCCACACCUGCACCUGCAGAGAGCUCUCAGGGCCAAUGGGACACAAUGUCUGCACCUGCAGUGAGCCCUAAGGGCCAGUGGGCCGCAAUGCCUGCAGCUGCAGAAGAGUUCACAGAGCCACACGCCACCAGCCAGGCUGCACAGCUGCUCAACAGACUGGAGGUGGUCCACAAGUCCGAGGAGGAGAAUGAAAACAGUGCAGGGACUCUGAGUCACUCAGGCUCUCCCAUGCACGUCAGUCCUCUGGGGUCAGCACUCACAGGCGCAGGAACAGAGAGCAGAGAUCCAGGCCUCACUGACUCCCACAGGGAGGGCUCACAGUGUCCUGUAAUUCUGAGAGACCAGCAUCCUGUUCAUACCACGCAGGCACGCUGCAGUCUGGCAUCUUUAGGAUCAUUUGACACGGAAUCUCUACACAUCAAACAGGAGGUAGAGAUGUCCUUAACUUGCAGUGAUGGGGACUGUGCAGAGGUUGUGCAUUCACCAACUGUACUGUCCAGACAAGGUAAGGAGAGAGAACAAGUGCAGCCGAAAGGUCUUUCUACAGUGUGCCCUCCUCAGGACAUUAUAAAUCUUCUGAGGCUGCAGCAGCACACACGUAUAGAAAACCAUUAUCAGUUGACCAGCAGGACUGGGACAGACAAGUUAAACAUGGACAUACCUGGACCAUAUAUGAACAGACAUUCCCCAUGUGAUGACAGCUGCAGUUUAUCAAAAAGAUACAAGGCUCAUCACAAAGCUAACUCAGUAGAAAGACGGUUUGGUUGUUCAUACUGCGGGAAAAGUUUCAGUCAGCAAGGUCACCUUAGAAUACACCAGUUUAUACACACAGGAGAGAAACCGUUCAGCUGCACUCAGUGUGGGAAGAGCUUCACUCAUGUCCAUGUUCUCAAAAGACAUCAGAGUGUUCAUACUGGACAGAGACCAUACAUUUGUGCUCAUUGUGGGAAAAGCUUCACUCUGCAAGACAGCCUAAGAAGACAUCAGCGAAUUCAUACAGGAGAAAAACCGUAUGUUUGUAUGUACUGUGAAAAACGAUUCACUCAGGGAAGUCAUCUUAAAAUACACCAGCUAAUUCACACGGGAGAGAAGCCUUUCAGCUGUGAACAAUGUGGGAAGAGCUUCACUCAGUUGCAUGUUCUCAAAAGGCAUCAGAGUGUUCACACUGGACAGAGACCAUACAGCUGUGCACAUUGUGGGAAAAGCUUCACUCUGCAGGACAGCCUAACAAGGCACCAGAGAAUUCACAUAGGGGAGAAACCAGUUUUUCCCCCACAACUGUAUGGUGCUGCAGGGUUGCCAUUACAAGACUACUCCGCACCAAUGUUGAAUUUAAAUUUUGAAUUAUUCUGAAUUUUUUUAAUCAGUAAGUUUUAUUUUGGUUUUAUUUUGCCCAGUAAAAAAGAAUUUGUGCAUGUUUGAGAUUUUUUUUAUUUACAAGUUUUUAAACUACCUUCAGACUUAACUGCAUGUUUGUUUUGGAAAGAGAGAGCUGCUGUUCCAGUCGAAUGUCUUGAUGCGAACGCCAAUAUUAGUCGACUUUUGUUUCACAAGAGUACAGUAUCGUUACUCCUUUGAGCUGUGUUAUGCAAGGAAUCCUGUUGUUGCUCAGGUAUCACCACCUUGUCACAUGCC